AAAAAGCAGUUACCUUUUUUAUUUACUAUCUACUUCAUUUUGGCGUCAAAAAAGACACAAAUUUUCAAUACAGUAUUAGGAAAUUUGCAAGUUCUACAUGGCGUCGUUGUUGUGUUGCUCAUUUAAUCAGGACCAUGGUUGUUUUGUUUGUGGAAUGACAAAUGGGUUUCGUGUUUAUAACACAUUUCCACUCAAGGAAAAGGAACGUCAAGACUUUCCUGACCCUUGUGGAAUAGCUCAUGCUGAGAUGUUGUUUCGAUGCAAUUACCUUGCUGUAGUGGGAUCUGGCACUUCCGAGUUGUAUCCAAAAAACAAAGUAAUGAUUUGGGAUGAUUUGAAGAAAAAGGUUGUCAUUGAGUUGUCUUUCUCAUCUGAUGUUCGUUCAGUAAGAUUGCGGCGUGACAGAAUCGUUGUCGCUUUAGAUCGGUUAAUAAAAGUUUUCACAUUCACGCAACACCCUCAACCCAUUCAUGUCUUGGAAACUACAAAUAAUCCUGAAGGAAUAUGUCAGUUAUGUCCAAGCAGCAGCAGAUCUUUGUUAGUAUUUCCCUCGAAAACAACAGGGAAUGUUCAGGCUGUUGAUUUAAUGGACACCCAAGCAUUACCUCUUGACAUCCAUGCGCACGAUGGACCCAUUUCAUGCCUUGCACUCAAUGUAGAUGGGUCAAGAUUAGCCACAGCGUCUCAUAAAGGGACAUUAAUAAGAAUAUUUGAUACAACAAAUGGUAAUCAAGUUGGUGAGCUGAGAAGAGGUUCUGGAAAUGCCAAAAUAUAUUGCAUCAAUUUUAACGUGGAUUCUACAUUGUUGUGUGCUUCAAGUGAUCACGGGACUGUACAUAUAUUUUCUAUCAAUGAUGAAGUACCACCAACAACUAAGCCUAACAGUUCUUCAUCUCGUUUCCUGCCCAAGUAUUUUAGCAGCCAAUGGAGUUUUAGUCGAUUUAAUGUUCCAACCUCCUCUCAAUGUAUUUGUGCGUUUACAUCAGAUUCUUCAGCUGUUGUUGCAAUAUGUGAUGAUGGAAGUUACUUUCGCUUCACUUUUAACAACAAGGGUGAAUGUUCAAGGGAUUAUUUUGCUCACUUUCUCGACAUGACAGAUUCAUCUUGAAAGAAGUAAAAAGAAAAUUUUAUUAUAGGUGCAUUCAAGAAAUAUUAUUACAUAUUCAAAUAAAAGUAAUUGCCCGGGUUGCUAAUUUAGCAAAACGAACAGAAUUAAUUUUUUGUGCAAUUGUAAAAAUACAUACAUACUGAAUUUUGUAUUUAUAUCACAUGUAUACUAUUUACCAUAAGUGUUCUUUUUAUUAAUGUCAUUUUUUCAUACAAUGUGCAGUGUGCUGCUCGACCAACUUUUUACAUCAUGAUUAUAACGCUUUUUUAAACAAAUAAAAUGUAAAUGUGAUUUAUUUU
Ciona intestinalis (vase tunicate) is the source of this 1407-nucleotide messenger RNA. NCBI's taxonomy places the organism in Eukaryota, Metazoa, Chordata, Ascidiacea, Phlebobranchia, Cionidae. The record is from RefSeq and is a predicted model, not a curated record.